AGCAUACCGGUGGUAUACUGCCCCCCCCCGCUGAUGGAACGGCCCUCAAGCAAGGAGGGGAUCUUCCACAGCAGGUCCCGUGACAUUUGGCUGUCGUUGGUGAGCUCGUGCCCUGAGACCUAUUGAGGACCCUUUGACCAGGUGGUCCGAGCUUGUUACAGGCUAUCAUACCAUUGGCAUUCCUAUUGAGAACCCAAUCCGGUAAUGCCCAGAUCAAUAGAGUUCCCGCUCCCAUCAACACCGACCUUGAAACCUCCAGCCACCUCCCCAUUCAGACAUUAUAGAGCUCGUUGACUCUUCUGCCUCUCACCAUUCACCCCCCUCCCUCCCCUCUCACUAUGGUUCACAGCUUUAUAGCAGUUUGGCACGUGGGUAUAUCUUCGAAAAUUGGCCACGAGUUCUCCGUCGUCGCUCCCUACCCCUCCACAUCGUCUUCUUUUGUUCCACGAGCUUACCGCUACUACUGCUUGACUGCAUAUUUCUAAAAAUACAUACCCUCCCUCCAUUCGGUCUUUCAAAGUUUUGAGCUUCCCAAUGACCGCUGCUAAUAUUUUCAUAAGCCUCGGUGGUUUGUCCAUCGUCAUGGCCCUCAUUCCUUUGGCCUGGCAUGUUCGCAACGGGAACACUGCGGCAGUAUGUUUGAUCGUCUGGAUCACGCUUUUUAAUCUCCUUUCCUUUUCCAACGCAAUUAUCUGGGGCGGAUCUGGGAUUGAUAUCUACACUGCCUGGGAUGGCAAGAUCUUCUGCGAUAUCGAAAUCAAGAUCUUCAUCGCCUCCGGAGCUGGCAUUGUGGGUUCCGUCGCAGCUAUCGCCAGGAAUCUCGCGAGGGUCAUGUCGCACAAGGUGUCCGUUAUUAAGACGAAACGGGCUCGUAGGAGGGAGUUGGUACAGGACCUACUAUUGUCGUUAGGAUUGCCUGCGUGGAUUAUGGCGGUGCAUUACCUUGUUCAACCAAGCAGAUACUCGCUCCUGGCCACCACUGGAUGCACUCCUACCAUUGACGAUUCUUGGCCUUCGAUUCCACUGAUCUUGGUAUGGCCGCCAAUUAUUUCACUCGUAUCUGCCUAUUAUGCAGGUUUGGCUUCCUCAUCUAUCAUCACGUAUUAUCACUCAUUUAUUCUCCCUUUUCACUAAAUGCUUGCUCGUAGGUCUGGUGUUGGCACGCGUCCACAGAUAUCGUCAGCAGUUUGCAGACAUCCUCCGAAGCUCCAAUUCCGGUCUCACGACAUCGAGAUUUAUCCGCCUCUUUGUUCUCUCUCUUGUCCUCGUGGCCGUUAAUCUCCCGUUGACUUUCUAUAUCUUUUACCGGAACCUCGAUUCCCCUCGGAUCACCUACAAUUGGGAUUUGGUCCAUGGCGAAGGUUGGAACUACAUUCUCAGAAUACCCUCGUACGAUAUUGUCCAGUUUGACCGGUGGAUCAGCGUUGGUGCGGGAUAUUUCAUUUUCUUCGUCUUUGGAAUCGGUAGUGAUGCAUUGAAGAUGUAUAGGGGCUGGUUGGAUAACCUCGGACUCGGGAAACACCUCCCGGACUCCAUAAUGGGAACGUCUGCCCCUGGAACUGAUCAAGGGGGCUCUCAAAGUGGCGGGAGUGCCAUUGGAAGCUACCUGUCGAAGCGAUGGGCAUCGCGACGAAUACUCGGCAGUAGUAGCAGUGACUGUAGCAGUAGUGGAUCUCGCUCCGGAACCUCCAACAAUAAGCAAGUUCACCAUCCCCCAUUCUUCCCUUUUACUCGAAUCCUAACUUGCCUCCUAGGUCAACAACGGAACCCCCUACCACAACCACAAAUACAACUAGAAACCAAACUAGCGACAUCGACAUAGAAGCAAACAAAAGAGCCCCCGCAUGGCAUUUCGCAAACGAAGGUCCAAGUUUCGUCGUCAAGGCAUAUGCCGGAAACAUAAGGUACAACGACCGAGGAAUCCGCGUUGACAAGGAUAUCGUGGUAGAGAAUAAGAGGGCGACGAUUUGUUAAAACUGGAACAAUGAACGGGAGGAAGGUGUGAUAUUGGGUUGUGACUUGCAUCGGCAGUGCUCACGUUUUUGGCUGGCUGGUUUGGUUAGGUAUGGGUACCGUAUAAUUCCCCUGUGGCUGGGGUGGGGGAUAAGUUCACUCCAAUAGAUUUUUUUUUUCUUCUUUUUUCUAUCAAACUUUUAAUUUAUUGUGUAUUUAACCUAUAUAAACAAAACCGCUACGCGUUUCCCUUUCUU
Messenger RNA from Tuber aestivum (summer truffle), 2210 nucleotides. The record is from the annotation of a GenBank genome assembly. NCBI's taxonomy places the organism in Eukaryota, Fungi, Ascomycota, Pezizomycetes, Pezizales, Tuberaceae.